This is a messenger RNA of Mercenaria mercenaria, 2852 nucleotides long. RefSeq lists its product as uncharacterized. The record is from RefSeq and is a predicted model, not a curated record. NCBI's taxonomy places the organism in Eukaryota, Metazoa, Mollusca, Bivalvia, Venerida, Veneridae. Bases 208 to 1380 code for a protein of 390 amino acids. Gene Ontology annotation, biological process: proteolysis. The transcript is spliced from 8 exons. Gene Ontology annotation, molecular function: metalloexopeptidase activity.
UUUUUGUCACAGCGUAGUCUUAUCUGUUUAAGCUGUCAUGUGUGAAUGAUUCGUUCUGAUUUAUGGACGAAUACCUUAAGUAUACAGGAUGUAGUGGUAUUUUUACAAAUACAAAAACUACACAGAUUUAAAACACGGUGAUUUCUAUUUAUUUUUGUACUUUUAAGAAAAUAUUUGGACGAUUUUAAGGUCUAUAAAAACAUAAGAAUGACACUGGAUUAUAGUAAAAAGAAUUUGUGCUUCUUCACAUAUUUGUUUAUGCAAAGUACAAUAGUGACGUGUGCAGACAUUAGUUAUUUGAAUAACACAAUCAGGAAUUACUUCGCAGACACACGACAUCAUGAGCCGCAGUUUAAAGAUUACAAGGCCAUGUCAAAAGAAUUCAUCUUCAGUGAAUUUAAAAAAUUUGGCCUCGACACAGAGUAUCACUAUUUCAAUGAUUCAUCCUUUGGAGAUACAAUAUUCACCAACGUAAUAGGUGUUCUAAAAGGCGCUAAUUUUGGAAAGGAUAGUGACAAAGUAGUUGGACUUCUUGCGCAUUAUGACACUGUGUCGACUACAAAAGGGGUAGAUGACAACGGAGCUGGCGUAGCAGCAAUUCUGGAAGUUGCUAGACAAUUGCAUCAGCAGAAAUCAAAACGGGAACAUACAGUGAUAUUUAUCUCCCCAGAUUUAGAAGAAUAUCUUUUAAAGGGCAGCUACAAUUUCAUUAAAGACUGGUUACCAACGUGGUCGAAUAAACAUUAUGGGGCGCCCUAUGCUCUGUUAAACACAACACAGGGAUGCAUUGUCUUAGAUACAAUGAUGGAGUAUAACAACUCUGAUAACUCGCAACUUAUACCACAAGAGGCUGUUGCCGCGUUCCAGCAAUAUUUUCCCGGUACAAUGCAAAGUGUAGCAUCGGAUGGCUUCGAGGGAGAUUUCUUGACCUUAAUAUAUCGUAAAACUCCAGAUUCCGCUCUUGCUGAAAAUUUCAAACAGUCGUGGGAGGCACAAGGACGGCAGGAAUUCGAAAUUGAAUCGUUUGCGCUACCAGUUGAAGAGGGAUUACCAUCUGGAAUAAAACUCAAACUCUUUGGACAUUUCCUGAGAAGUGAUCACACUAAUUUUUGGAGAGCCAAUAUUCCUGCGAUAUUCAUUACUGAUUCAGCUGACUUCCGCGGGGAUAUGAUACAUUGUUAUCAUAAUCACUGUGAUAACAUAGAAGUGAUGUUAACAGACGACAAUUUACGAUUUCUCGCAAAAACAGCGGAUUCUUUGGCAAGAACAGUCAAUGAUCUGGCAAAAGUCUUAGAGACAAGUGGCAAGGGAUCGAGUAGCCCAUGCAUAGUAACUACUGCUGUAUCUAUCAUAAUUUUUGUAAUAUUCCUCCAGUUGUAAUAUGGAACAUGGAUAACGUACAAGACAGUUUUGUUUCGAAAGUUGUUUUCUGUUGUUUUUUUUAAAUGUGUAAAAAACCUUUAAGAUUGUUCAUUGGCUUCUUAGAAUUCAACGAUUUAAAGCAACACGUAAAAUAACCGCACUCGUUAGUAUGUUGCGCUUGAUGCGCAUGCUAUUCAGCUCAUCUGUUUGCUUAAAUCAAAUUUUAAAAGUACCUCCAGUGAAAAUACAACAUGUAUCAUUCAUAAAUUCAACACAAAUAAGACUUAGUGUAGAUUACUAGUAUCAUUUGUUAAACAUUCCAACAAAUCCAUAGCUUGACAAUGUUUACCAAAUUCUGAUUAGCCACUGCGAUAAAUUUGUGUUACAAUCAUAAAAUUCCUUUCCCUGUUUUUAUUUUACGUUAAUACGACCACUAAACGACAUGAAGUUCUUUCGAAAAAGAUUUCUCUCCGAAAAAGUAAUUUUCAGUAAAUUAGAUAUUAAAAUAAACUGGAUAGAGGAGUGGCUUAAAUAAGUAUAUCAAUUGAAUACGUAAAUAUUCUAAGGACAGGUCUUUUGAACAUAAGCUGUGUCAAAAAGCCGCUGUUUUAUGGAAAAUGAUUUUUUUAAGAAGAAAAAAAAGAGCAAACCCAUUUUGCAUAAUAAGUAUGUUCACAAGAAAUUUUGGAAACAUUUGCACAACAUAUUAAUUCAUAUAAGGUCAGUACAGAAAAAAUGGGAGGUAAAUCGAAGUGUUUAUCGUACCAAUAAUUGGAAUUUUAUCUGGAACAACUUAUAUACCUAAUGCACUAAAUUAAAUCAAACUGUCUUUGCACAACGUGAAAUUGAUACAUCUAUAUUGUAACUGUAAAAAGGUUGGUCCUGUUUUGGAGAAAUAUUUAGAAAUUGGUACUGGAGAUCUAGACAUACCAAAAAGGGCACGAGUAUAUAAUCAAUUGGGAUUUACAUAUAAAGAUUCAAAUCUACUUGAUACAAUUAUUUUUCUAAACAAAAUUGCAUAUGUGGAAGUAUGGUAAUGAAGUUAAAUUUCGAAACAGUGUUUUCCAAUAAAACCGUUCGGGGAGGACUCGUAAAAAAACCUGUAGAUUUGUAUUGAAAUAAUGAAGUGCAUAAAGGGAAACAACUCGAAGAUGAUAUUGAUCCUUUGUGUUGACAGAAAUAUCUUGCAGACUUCUAAGCUAAAACGUGUAUAAUGAUAAGAUGUUUCAAAGUUAAUCGUUUCGCUUUCACUAAAUCGACAGGCCAGGGGAUGAUUUCAAAUAGUCGUGUGGGAGUUGUUAAUCUCUAAUGUGCGUUAUUGAUUAUUAUGUUCUGAAACAUUUAGAUACGAGUUUGUUUAAAGAUAACAUGUCUAGAUCUGAUUUGAUUUGUAUGCUUCACACGUAAAAUGAAUAUUUAUGCAUGUCCAUUUUUAACUGUUGAAAUGUUAUAAUAGUUUUAUUGAAAAUAAACAAAGAACAAAAAAAAAC